Molecule: messenger RNA, 1319 nt
Organism: Passer montanus (Eurasian tree sparrow)
Lineage: Eukaryota; Metazoa; Chordata; Aves; Passeriformes; Passeridae
Gene: CLIC3
Product: chloride intracellular channel 3
Exons: 6
Coding region: 14-730 (238 amino acids)
Source: RefSeq, a predicted model, not a curated record
GCCGCCGUGCAGCAUGGCCGAAAAACCCCAAAUCCAGCUCUUCAUCAAGGCAAGUGAGGAUGGGGAGAGCGUAGGGCACUGCCCCUUCUGCCAGAGGCUCUUCAUGGUGCUGCUGCUCAAAGGGGUGCCCUUCACCCUCACCACUGUGGACGUGAAGAGGGCGCUGGAUGUGCUGAAGGACUUCGCUCCAGGUGCCCAGCUGCCCGUCCUCCUCUACAACGGCGAGCCCAAGACCGACACCAUCACCAUUGAGGAGUUCCUGGAGGACCAGCUGGGCCCCCCCAUGUGCCCCAGUCUGGUCCCACAGUACCCGGAGUCAAGUCUGGCUGGGAACGACAUUUUCCACAAAUUCUCUGCCUUCAUCAAGAACCCAGUACCUGCCCAGGACGAGGCUCUGCAGCGGAGCCUGCUGCGGGCCUUGCUGAAGCUGGAUGAGUACCUGAAUGCCCCUCUGGAGCACGAGCUGGCCCAGGACCCCCACCUCCGGGUCUCCCGGCGCCAUUUCCUUGACGGAGACCACCUCACAUUGGCUGACUGCAACCUGCUGCCAAAGCUCAACAUUGUUCAGGUUGUGUGCCAGCACUACCGCCACUUUGGGAUCCCCAAGGACCUGCAGGGCGUGUGGCGGUACCUCAACAGUGCCAGUGAGACCAAGGAGUUCAAAUACACCUGCCCCAACAGCCAGGAGAUUAUAGAAGCGUAUCGUUCCGUGGUCCGGGCACCGCAGUGAGCCGGGCACGUGCCCCGGUGGGUGCAGGGCCAAGGCUGGGGUCAGGCAGGAGGUCAGCGCCCACCCUGCCCCUGCCUGCAGGGGCUCAGGAGAGCUGUGCCACUCACACCCAAAUUCCCUCCACUGGCACACAGGUGCUGGCAGCAAUCUGCAGUGCACUCAGCCCCUCUUGUGCCACCCACCCUUCCUCACAACCAGGACAAGCUCUGUGGCCCCUCGAGCACCAGGAUGAGGGCAAAGGGGGACAGCCACACACCACAGCUGUGCCCAGCUGAGGGCAGGGACAGAGCUGGGGACAACAAGCUGCCCUGCAGCCACUUGCACAGGCAGGCACACCGUGCCACCCACCUGAGCAGCAGGCACCACAAGGUGCCCUCACACCUGCACCAGGUGUGGGGACCUGGCACAGCCAUAGAGACCUAGGAACUGGGUCUUUAUGGCUGUGUCCAGAGAGCUGGAGGGGAAUAGCACAGGCAAUGGGCACAGGUCAGUUCCCCCCAGAACUCACUAUUAGGAAGCCCUCAACAGACUUGGGGGUUGUGAAGCAGGGAAAGCCCAAGAUAAGCUUCAAAGUUCCUGGAAAUCAAUA